Rotaria sordida is the source of this 528-nucleotide messenger RNA. NCBI's taxonomy places the organism in Eukaryota, Metazoa, Rotifera, Eurotatoria, Philodinida, Philodinidae. The record is from the annotation of a GenBank genome assembly.
AUGCAACGAACUUCUGAGUCUCGAAAGAAAUCUCUUAAAAAACCAUCGACAACAUCUCAAACAAUUCCUAUACCUCCAUCAAAUCCUAUAAUUCCAACACCUGAUCAUCCAGGUUGUUGGCGUAUAAUUCAAAAUGAAAUAACUAUACCCUCUCAAAUUACAACAAUACAACAAAAUCAACCAUCAAUAAACUAUCGUAACAGUAUUUUUUCAAUACAUGAUCGUAAUUAUACAAGAUUAUCAUUUCAAAAUUAUAAUAAACGAAUAGAACCAUUAAUGAUUAAAUAUGGUCUUAAACAAGAAAUAAAUAAUUUAGAAGAUGGUGAAAUUGAUGGAAGUGAUAAUGAUGAAAAUGAAAAAAUAACUAUAAAUGAAGAUAUUGAAAUAAAACAUGUUACAACAUUAGUAAAAACAAUAAGAAAAAAAUUUAAUAAAAAAUCUUUUUCUCGUAUACAAUUUGAUAAUAAUAAUAAAACACGUAUUACUAAACGACGACGAAGAACACAUCAUCGAAAUUCAACAAAUUAA